AUGAAAAGGGAAUUUGAGAUGAGUAUGGUGGGAGAGUUAAACUAUUUCUUAGGGCUACAAGUGAAACAACGGAAAGAUGGGAUAUUCAUUUCUCAAGAGAAGUAUGCCAAAAAUAUUGUCAAAAGAUUUGGUCUAGACUCUAAGAAACAUACUUCCACUCCCAUGAGUUCCUUGGAAAAAUUGAGUCUUGACGUAGCAGGUGCGGAUGUAGACCCAACACUAUAUCGAAGCAUGAUUGGCAGUCUUCUCUAUCUCACUACAAGUAGACUGGACAUCGCGUUUAGUGUGGGGGUAUGUGCACGAUUUCAGGCAGCUCCGAAAGAGUCCCAAUUGACCACAAUCAAGCGAAUCAUUCGCUACAUUAAUGACAUAUCUGAUUAUGGAAUUUGGUAUUUAAAGGACUCAAAUGAGUGCUUGGCUGAAUAUUCAGAUGUUGACUGGGCCAGGUGCAUUGAUGAUAGGAAAAGCACUUCAGGUGGUUGUUUCUAUCUUGGAAAUAACUUGCUCUCAUGGAUGAGCAAAAAGCAAAAUUUAGUCUCUCUUUCAACGAUGUCUCCUACCAAACAUUCAGCUUCCAAGAAACCGACCUCAAAGCGUGCACGCAUAGAUUCUAACAACUUCAAGUCUAUGGAGGUAGACUUGAAGUACAAUGACUGCUACAAAAGAACAACCAUUAUCAUGGAAAGGGUUGUGAAGUUAGACACCCUUGAGGACACUUGCAUACUUGCAGUGGUCAGGGAACGAACAUGGACAAAACUGCUGAAUCCAGUUGGAGUAGUGUAUUCGGAAAUUAUCAGAGUUUUUCUCCAAUGCUAG
Quercus robur (English oak) is the source of this 816-nucleotide messenger RNA. RefSeq lists its product as uncharacterized. The transcript is spliced from 2 exons. Bases 1 to 816 code for a protein of 271 amino acids. The record is from RefSeq and is a predicted model, not a curated record. Lineage: Eukaryota; Viridiplantae; Streptophyta; Magnoliopsida; Fagales; Fagaceae.